UAUAGAGUAAUCCCAAAACAUUCACAUGCAAUAUUCAAAACAAUGGAUCUCCAAUCCUCAGCACUAGGCUACUUCAUCUUCUUCUCCAUUUCCCUCCUUUUCCCUCUCCUCAUUCUCUUCCUCCUCAAAAACCCUAGCCACCACUCCACCGCCACCGCCCCGGCCUACCCCCUCCUCGGCUCCAUCCUCACCAUCUGGCGGAACAAGCAGCGGCGCGUGCAGUGGAUCUCCGACAUGAUCCUCUCCACUCCGACGCUCACCUUCACCCUCCACCGCCCCCUCGGCUACCGCCAGCUCUUCACCGCCAACGCCGCCAACGUCCAGCACCUCCUCAAAAACCACUUCUACAACUACCCCAAGGGCGCCGCCUUCCGCUCCACCCUCCGCGACUUCCUCGGCGACGGCAUCUUCAACGCCGACGCCGACAAUUGGAAGUUCCAGCGCCAGCUCUCCAGCCACCAAUUCAACACCAAAUCUCUCCGCCGAUUCGUCGAGACCGUCGUCGAUCAGGAAUUAUCCGAUCGCUUGGUUCCGGUCCUCCGCGGCGCAGUUUCCAGCGCCGCCGCCCUAGAUCUGCAGGAUGUUCUCCAGAGAUUCGCGUUUGACAAUAUCUGCCGGAUCGCGUUCGGAUACGAUCCGGCGUAUCUGCUGCCGUCGUUGCCGGAGGUUGAAUUCGCGGUGGUGUUCGAUUCCGCGCUCAAUUUGAUCAGCGAGAGGUUCAAUUCCAACAUUCCUUUCCUCUGGAAGAUCAAUCGCGCCCUAGGUUUGGGGAAGGAGAAGCAGCUAAGGGGGAAAAUCGAUGAGGUUCGUGAAUUCGCGAAGAAAAUCAUGAGGGAGAAGGAAUCAGAGCUAUCGACGCUUGAAUCGGAGGAUUUGCUCUCUAGCUUUCUCAGAUCUGGUCAAUCCGACGAGGAAUUCGUGGUCGACGUCGUGAUCUGCUUCAUCCUCGCCGGGAGAGAUACCACGUCAGCUGCGCUGACGUGGUUCUUCUGGCUGCUGUCGAGCCACCCGGAGGUGGAGGCGGAGAUCCUCCGUGAGAUUAAUCAGGUGAAGGACUCUGACAUCAGCGGCGCGUAUGAUGAGGUUAAGAGCAUGGUCUACACGCACGCGGCGAUAUCGGAGGCGAUGAGGCUGUACCCGCCGGUGCCGGUGAGCACGAAAUCGGCGCUGAACGACGACGUUUUGCCGGAUGGAACGGCAGUGAGGAAGGGGACGAGGAUAAGCUACCAUCCGUACGCGAUGGGGAGGGUGGAGGAGGUGUGGGGGGCGGAUUGGGCGGAGUUCCGGCCGCGGCGGUGGCUGGAGGAGGCGGAGGGGGAGGGGCGGUGGAGGUUCGUGGGCCGGGAUCCGUACACGUAUCCGGUGUUUCAGGCGGGGCCGAGGAUUUGCUUGGGGAAGGAUAUGGCGUAUCUGCAGAUGAAGCGGGUGGUGGCCGGGAUUCUGCGGCGGUUCACGGUGGUGCCGGCGGAGGAAGGGUUUUCGCCGGUGUAUGUGUCGGAUUUUACGUCGAAGAUGAAAGGGGGGUUUAUGGUGAGGGUAAGAGAUAGGGUUAGGUCUUGAUAUUAUUAUGGGAAUUAAUGAUUCCAACAACUUUUCAAUCAUUGAAGCUUAGUAUGAAUUUGUAGCAAGUGUGUGACAAUCUAUAUAUAGAUAUGUGUGUGAUUCUGUUGA
Molecule: messenger RNA, 1671 nt
Organism: Salvia hispanica
Lineage: Eukaryota; Viridiplantae; Streptophyta; Magnoliopsida; Lamiales; Lamiaceae
Source: RefSeq, a predicted model, not a curated record